Messenger RNA from Haplochromis burtoni (Burton's mouthbrooder), 5797 nucleotides. Its product is annotated as 5'-AMP-activated protein kinase subunit gamma-2. The transcript is spliced from 13 exons. Bases 3451 to 4767 code for a protein of 438 amino acids. The record is from RefSeq and is a predicted model, not a curated record. Lineage: Eukaryota; Metazoa; Chordata; Actinopteri; Cichliformes; Cichlidae.
CCCUUAUCCCUCCCAUCAGAACUCCCCUAAGUCCCCUCGUCGACUGAGCUUCAGCGGUAUCUUCCGGUCGUCCGGUUCUCCCUCUUCGAGCAUCAAACUCUUUUCCAGAACCAGGAGAGGUAAGUAGAAAUGCAAACACUGCACUGCCUGCAACCUGCUUGUUGCACUGCAGUGUUCAUGAAUCCAUUGUUGGAAUCUUUGUUUUAAUAGUUUUAAGCAUGCAUGCAAAAAACUUGUGCAAAUAUUUGAAGUCCUCUUUUAAAGCAGAGUUCUAAGAGGAAGACGCUUGUAAAGGAAGUAAGACACAAUAGAUGAAACUGUCAUUUCAAAGAUUAUUUGGUUUUCCUGCUGUACGUAGAUGAGGUAAAGCCCCCACACAGGAACCAAGGCGUCUGCAUUUUCAGUUCAUCAGUUCAGAUAUCAGAUAUCUGACAAUGUCGGUUCACCUCAGGACAAAGUUCAAUCAGGUGAGGUGCAGAGAACAAUAUUUAUUUUGUCACACCAGAGAACGGCACACAAAACAGUGCGCUCCUUUUGAUACCCGACUGGUUUCAGAGAACCUUUAAUUCUCACAAUUGCAGAUCUAGUCUCUCUCCUAUAGAUAAAUAAGAAAUAAACCAAAAUAACAAGAAAUUUAAAAAGAAAAACACCUGUAUAAAUUAGACACUCAUUCACCGAACCACUCCCACUACCUCUCCCUGUAUCUCCUUUUAUCAGCUUCCAUAUUUUGUAGCAAUAAGGAAGUGGAGUUUUUGGUUUUCUCUGAGUAGAAAGAGAAAAAGUAACUUCUUUGUUUUGUGCCGCUCUGCAGCCAACAAGGUCACGAGUUUUGUCAGACAGAUGGCCGUCGCUUGAGCGCAGACAGACAUUCUUCAUAAUCUCCUCUCAGAUGUUAACAACUUUCUCUAGGAAAAGGAAAUGGUUGGCUUUGUUUAUUAUCAGAAUUAAGUUAUCAUCUCUCUCUCCCCCCCCACCAGCAUUAAGCCGUGCAGGCAGUUUGUUAUUAGGUUUCAAGCUCGGCAUCCUUGGAGUUUGGAGUCCAGCCACAGUACGCGCAUUAAAAAACUCACGAGCUGCAUAAUGGUAAUACUGGUAUGCACAAAUUAGUAGAAAUGAGACUGGGCAGAACAAGGUCUCAUUUUAUGAAGACCAGAUUUAACUGGCACGUCUUCAGCUCUCGUGUCUCCAUUUUUUUUGGUAGUUGGUCAUUACAUAAAUUAAAAAAACCAACAAAAAACCCACCCUGCCUACAUGGAAACAGCCCUGCUGGAAGCAAGCAUCAAACAGCUAAAAGGAUGAGUCAUUGAUUUUUUGGCUUGUGCAAGUACCCAUUCUUCUCUGUUUCCUCGCAAAGGGUCAGUUUGGCAGAGCUGCUGGAAUAGCUCUGUUAGAGCCCAGACUGUAAAAGCCAGUGUGCUCCGUUUCCUCUGGAGAUUGUUAUGGAUAGUAACGGGGACCAAAACACACCCCAGCUGCUCCAUCCCUCCCAUCCCAGUUGCUGGUGAUUAGUAGUGUAAGAUGUGGUCUGAGGCAAAGCACGCUUCCUGCUCACUAAUGAUGUGGCUUUAGAUUAUUGGUGACUAAUAGCGACAGAGUAUUUAUAACUAAAUAUAAAGUCACUGAGUGGGCACUUGAUCUGUUCACUUUUUUUUUUUGAGUCAGAUGUUUUUGUAGUAACCCCAGUUUUGCCACAAGGGUGCACUGAAGGCCUAGUUUGUCUUGAUUUGACUUUCAAACUAGUUCUAAUGAACCUUUGUGGUCACCUCUUUUAUUAACAUAUUUGCAAGGAAACGAGUAUUUUUGCAGACGUUUGUGUGGUCUCGAUCAUUUACAUAUAUCAUUCAUCAGGAUCCAGGUUUUCAUGUUUAGGUGCACUUGCUGCAAAUAUGACUAGAAUGCUUCCUCUUUCCCCGCUGGUCUAAAUAUGUGUUUUCACGUCGCCUGGACAUUGUCAGUCUCUCGCUGCUCAAGGCAAGUGUAGCGCUUUCAUAACCUUAUCUGGAAGUGACCAGACUCUCAGGAGCUCCUCACACAGCCAUGCAGAGGUUUUUUUUUUCCACCCCUCUCACUCUCUCUGUUGCUACUGUGGGCUGCUUGUUGUCGGUAAAUAAAGGAAGUAGGGAGUUUCUAAAUUCAUAAAAUGCAGGCCUUACAAGGGCACAGUGACUUUAUAAAGUCACAGAUGAGAUCAAAGGACUUUAAGUGCUUUAUGGCUUUCACACUUAACUAGCUUCAAACUGGAUUGAAAUGAGUGAUUUUCUCUCGGUUUCUCAGUGGAAUGACAGCUUUAGUGGCUUUAUUCAGUGGCUGUUAGGUGAUAAUCACUGAUAUCUGAAAUUCAUAUCAGCCAUUGACCCACUGAGCAGAUUGGAACACUUGCAUAACAUGUUAAUUGAGAUCUGUGCUGGGCAUGCUUCAGCUAAUGUGGGCAGCAAAGAGGCGGCCAUCUGUUAAGGGUAGGAGAGGGUAUUGAAUGGAAGCUUUCUGAUCAGCUGACAGAACAUGGGAUGUCCCCCUGCUGUCAUCUGAUGGGGGCAGGCCUCAGCAAUCUUAAAUGUCAGGCACCCGAAAAUUACAACUGCCUCCACAAAUGCCAGUGGUGCGUAUCCUCCAGCUCUUUGGUGAUGUCGAACUGCAGAUUUAGAAGAAUUUUAAAUGAAGGAGACGUUUAUGCAAGGGAACCUUGAUGUUGCGUUAUCCCCACUCUCUGUUACAUUGUGUUAAGACGGAGUGAAACAGAUGUUCCUGUGCUGAAUUUACUCUGCGAGCAGAGGGAGGGCAGUGGCAGACAGGAGGCGGGGAGAUGUGCAGCUUGAGCCAAUCGGUGGGGUUUCCUUUCCAGACUGGCCUCCUUUUACAGGCUGCUGACACCAGUGCUAUAUUAAAGUAACAUCACCCACAGCUGCACCUGACAAGUCACAGCACUGACACUCCUGAGAGCAGGGGGAAAUGCGCUGAAGUCUGGCCACACUUGCAAUUUGCAUCACUCGCAAAUGGGAACAUUUCUUUGCUGAGGCUCGGUGGAAUUCACAGCUUUUCUACUCUCUUCUAUCGAGUGUUAGACCUGCUUGCUGCUGGCUCUGUGGUUUGUAGAGUAGCUUGUACUCAGCACCCGCUGUGAUUGUCUGUUUCUGUUCAGAACUAGAGAGGUACCUCCAAAAAAACAAAUGCAAUGUGGAACUUGACAGAACAGCUGAGGUUUGUUUUUCUCGCAUAGUUAUAUUUUUUACCCUCUCACUGAAGGCAUCCAGCUUCCAGAGGACCAACUCCUCCCUAAAAGACACCUUUAAACACAGGCGGCUGGAUUUUUUUUUUUUUUUGUUUAACCUUUACGAUUUUGUUUAUCUAGCAAAUGGAGUGACUCUUACCUGGGGCAGUUUAUGGGGCUCUUUUUGUGAUGCGGAUGGUCAUGGUCAAAUUUAGCUUAGAGCCCACCACCCACUGUGUUCCAUGAAGAGGUUUGGCAGCUUGAGGAGAAGCAAGAAACGGAAGGAGCAAGAUGGGCUAGGCGGGAGGCAUCAGUCCGAGGCGUCCUACCUGUCUGCCUCUGGACUCUCUACACCACCCCACACCCCAACCCAGGCAUCCAGCCAACCAGUGUUCACCCAGGAGGCCCAGCAGAGCGGCCCCAGCCCUGAACGCCCGGAGCAAAGCUCUCGCUCUCGUUCCCUUUCCACACCUCCCGACACAGGACAGCGCCUCAGCCUUCCUUCUGCUAAACCCCCAAUCCCUUCAUCGAGCCCCGUGCCACCUUAUUCUACCUCACAACAAGUCUACAGUUUAUUCGAAGGCAUGCUGGAGAAACUUGAUCUAGACGAUGAUGCUGCUGAACCCGAGAGUGAUAUUUACAUGCGCUUUAUGAAAUCCCACAAGUGCUAUGACAUCGUCCCCACAAGCUCCAAGUUGGUUGUGUUUGACACAGCACUCCAAGUUAAGAAAGCCUUUUUUGCCUUGGUAGCCAACGGUGUGCGGGCUGCUCCACUAUGGGACACAGAGAAGCAAAGCUUUGUGGGAAUGCUGACAAUCACAGAUUUCAUCAUCAUACUACACAGAUACUAUAAGUCACCGAUGGUGCAAAUUUAUGAACUAGAGGAACAUAAGCUCGAGACGUGGAGAGAGGUUUACCUUCAAGCAACAUUCAAACCUCUGGUGAACAUAUCGCCAGAUGCAAGCCUAUUUGACGCCGUCUACACUCUCAUCAAAAACAAAAUUCACCGGCUGCCUGUCAUCGACCCCGUUACAGGGAAUGCACUUUAUAUUCUCACACACAAGAGGAUCCUCAAGUUCCUCCAGCUCUUUAUGUGUGAGAUGCCAAAGCCAGCUUUUAUGAAACAGACUCUUGGCGAGCUGGGCAUCGGAACAUACCACGACAUUGCUUUCAUCCACCCAGACACACCCAUCAUCAAAGCACUCAACAUCUUUGUGGAGCGGCGAGUGUCUGCUUUGCCUGUGGUGGAUGACUCCGGCAAAGUUGUGGAUAUUUACUCCAAGUUUGAUGUGAUUAACUUGGCUGCUGAGAAGACGUACAACAAUCUGGACAUUUCAGUGACCCAGGCUCUGAAACAUCGCUCUCAGUACUUCGAAGGAGUUAUGAAGUGCCAUAAAAUGGAAACGAUGGAGACCAUUGUGGACAGAAUAGUCAAAGCUGAAGUGCAUCGGUUGGUGGUGGUGGAUGAGCGCUCCAGUAUCGAGGGCAUCGUUUCCCUGUCAGACAUCCUUCAGGCGCUGGUGCUCAGUCCUGCAGGUAUAGAUGCUCAGCAUUGCUAGCGUCAACUCCCCCUCUGCCCUGGACCUUGAGCUCUCUCUCCCCACCUGCCCUCUAACCCUGCCAGAGGUAGGAAACAUGCCUGUUUGGCUUGCAGCUGGCUAUCACCUGUAGCUGGCUAUGAAGAGGCAUGGUGGCCAUUUGUCCGGUGUCCUGUUUGUCCUGCUGGCUGCAGCAUUGUGCAGCAGUGUUGUGUGGAUUUUUGUGUUUGGACAGAAUGCAUAGACGAAAAAACUUGCAGCCGGUUCUUGAGCAAAAUUAAAAGUAAAUGAGAGUUUGGUGGUUUUCAGUAUACAGUGGCUUUUGUUUAGAAACAAGGAAUAAUGUGUAAGUAGGAUAAAAGGAACCUCUGUUAACAAGGAUGAGUCCACGUUAGUAUCGCACUGGAAUUCAUCGUACAUGUGCGGUACUUAAGUUUUGCAAAGGGCUUUCCACUGCGGUCCAAAUGUUUGCUCCCUCCAGACACUUUAAUGAACUAUGUAUGCUCUGCUUUGCUGAUAUUUGGCUUGUUUGGCCUGCAGCAAGCUCUACAUUUAGUAUUGAUGUGCUUGAAAGAAACUAACAUGCUUGCACAGUUAUUAUUUAAUUUUUUGUGUGUGGUUUGUUCAGAUUAUAACCCCAUCAGAUAAGAGAUGGUGCAAAGUACUUGAAAGAAAACGCAGCACACAGGCCUUUGUCACCUCAUGAAUUCUGUUUUUUAACCCAGCUCUUAUUGACGUCUCUCAAGCCGUUUCGGGUUCUUCCUGAGUCUAAACAAAGUCUAGCGGGGCAGUUGUGGAGAGUUUUAAGGAGAAUAAAAAAUGUUGUUUUGAUAAAACAGGAAGUUCAGUUGGCGGGAUGUUGUAACAGCAGGCAAACUUGUGCUCACACACCUGCUUUUAUUGACCUUGGUGUGUAACUGCAGUUACACAGAAAUGGUUGUUAAAAUUCCAGUCAUUGGUGUCGAGCCUAAUUCCAAAAAUCAAAAAGAAUAUAAGGAUUAAAGUUUAAACUCUGCUCCUGUCUCUACUGCAAUAUUUAUUAUUUCCCUUU